Messenger RNA from Babjeviella inositovora NRRL Y-12698, 2027 nucleotides. RefSeq lists its product as uncharacterized. The coding region runs from base 22 to 1662 and encodes 546 amino acids. Lineage: Eukaryota; Fungi; Ascomycota; Pichiomycetes; Serinales. The transcript has a single exon. The record is from RefSeq and is a predicted model, not a curated record.
UUCUUCUCCAUCGACACCACAAUGUCUCUGCCGUCCGCUACCUAUAAAGCGGAAUGGCUCCCCAAGGUACAACUAUACAGACAGAGACUCGCCGACUCCAUCCCAAAGGAGUAUCUCUUGGACGACACCAAAGUGCCUGAGGAUCUCGACACGGUCCCUUUCAACGCUGUCAGCUUCUUGUACAACGAAAAGCUCUUGUCCGAGCGCGAGUUUGCUAUAACUGACCUCAAAUGUGAGACAUUGGCCGCCAAGAUCGCCGCGUCUGAAUACUCUUCCGUGGAGGUGCUCAAGGCAUUUACUAAGCGUGCGGUCAUCUGCCACCAGCUCACGCACUUUGCCACCGAGUUUUUCUUCGAUCAAGCCUUAGAAAGGGCUGCCGAGUUGGAUGCCUAUCUUGAAAGAACUGGCAGCACUGUUGGACCCUUCCACGGGUUGCCUAUCUCCUUAAAGGACGAGUUGCACAUUCGAGGCAAGGUGAUGCAUCUUGGGAAUGUUUCGCGUGUGGAAACCGUCUCCGAGACGUCCCACAUCUCUGCCAGAGUCUUGGAGGAAUUAGGAGCGGUCUUUUUUGUCAGAACCAACAUUCCCCAGGCGAUGUUGUUCCUCGACGGAGUCAACAACCUCACGGGUCGCCGUACCACCAACCCCAUCAAUUCUACCUUGACCACUGGCGGGUCUUCCUCGGGCGAGGCGGUGUCUGCAACUUUCAGGGCUGCCGCAUUAUCUGUGGGUACCGAUAUGGGUGGCUCCAUCAGGCUUCCCGCUGCCUUUUCUGGUUGUCUGGGUUUCAAGCCUACCGGUAAGCGUAUCGCCAACGGGACGGGUUACAACGGCCAAGAUGCGAUCCAGACUACUUCAGGGCCAAUGUCAAAGUACCCCGAAGACUUGCAGUUCUUCAUGAAACACUAUAUCAACGACGGGAAGCCAUGGACCAAGAAUGCCUCGCUUGUGCGGGUUCCGUGGAUCACGGGUCCAGCCUCCCAGAAACUACUCAAGGUGGGGAUUAUGUACGACGAUGGGGUCACCAGACCUCUUCCAGCGAUUGAAAGAGGGCUACGGUUUGCGGCUGAAAAGUUGGAUGCUGCUGCCGACGUGGAAGUGGUGGAGUUUUUCCCGAUCAAACCCCAGGAGCUUUUGGAGCUAGGUCUGAGAUUCUUUUCCUUAGACGACGGUCCGGCAAAGCUUGGCGUUUUAGCGGAAUCUAAUGAGCCGUUAUUUCCGAUGGCACAGGAGGCGAUGAAUGGUGGCGGUAAGGAGUUUACCGCUUCCGAGAACAGGGAGUUGACCUUCACCAGAGACGCCAUCAAGGACGACUUUAACAAUUACAUGGUGGAAUACAAGAUCGAUGUGAUUUUGACUGCGGUGCACUUGAAUGUGGCUACCGUUCCGCAAAAGUCCACCUUCUCGCUGUACACGCUUCCUUUCAACGUGUUGGAUAUGCCGGCCGUGACGAUCCAGACCGGCUUGUUCCAGGACCCAGCCGUUGAUGUGAUCAAGGGCGAAAGAACCGGUUUCAGGUCGGAUAUGGAGAAGACGGAGUGGAGUGGAUAUAAUGCUGAAACACACCGUGGAGCGCCAAUUGGGGUGCAGCUCAUCGGUAAGAGAUUCUACGACGAGGAGCUCUUGAAUGCUGCAAUUUAUUUCACAUCGCUUUUUAAGUAAGAAUUGUCCGGCCAAGGAACUAAAAUCAUUCCGCAAUGUAUAGAAUCCCGUACUUUGAUAAAUACCAGUCUAAAAAUACAAUUUUCUACUGGUUUUCAAUCAGGGAAAUUCCAAUGUUGGGGGUGUAUCCAACCCAGAAAUUAAAAGUUGCGAACAGCCACUAAUACGACGUUAUGAGUAUUAUUUUUAGAUGUGUUGUGAACAAACGACUACAAGACCGUGAUAUCGGGGAUUUAGAUACUAUACCGUUCGGUGAAUGCUGUUGAUCACAGGAAGGCUAUCUUCUGGGAAAAUUGUGUCUGGCGUAACUCCAUUGGUAGAAUUUGUUAUAUAGGUAGUAAUUAGAAGUAUGGUUGAGGCAACAA